Molecule: messenger RNA, 2155 nt
Organism: Esox lucius (northern pike)
Lineage: Eukaryota; Metazoa; Chordata; Actinopteri; Esociformes; Esocidae
Gene: krt1-c5
Product: keratin, type 1, gene c5
Exons: 9
Coding region: 98-1378 (426 amino acids)
Molecular function (GO): structural molecule activity
Source: RefSeq, a predicted model, not a curated record
GUCACAACUGUCACCUGUAAUUUAAAGGUCAGAGCCUAUCACACCACAGACAACUUUCAGAGGACCUGCAUCAGGACAUAUAUAUCAGAAACAUACCAUGGCCUCCACAUUCUCUAUGCGAAACUACUCGGCCCGCCAGCCUUCCUUCUCCAGCAUGUCUCUGAGAGACAGCAGCAGCAGACGGAGCCGUUCCAAGGCCCCUGUCUCCUCUAUGUCUUUCGCCAACACCCUGUCCCUCUCCCGCUCCCUUUCCAUGGGCAACGGGCUCAACGUCCUGGGCACGCUGAACGGCCGGGGUGGGGGGGGCUGUGACAAGGAGGCCAUGCAGGGACUGAACGACCGGCUGGCCAACUACCUGGAAAAGGUGCGCUCUCUGGAGAGAUCCAACGCUGAGCUGGAGCUGAAGAUUAAACAGCUGAUGCUGGAGCGGGCCCCUAAGGGCCAUGAUAUCGAGGGCAUGAUGGCCCAGGCUCACGCAAUUGGACAGGAGAUGAGAAAGAAGACCCUGGAAAAUGCACGCAUCAUGCUGGAGAUUGAUAAUGCCAAGUUGGCCGCAGAUGACUUCAGGAUCAAAUGGGAGUCUGAAGCCACGCUGUGCCAGUCUGUAGAGAGGGACUGUCUGGCUCUCAGGAGGGCCAAGUCCGACCACGACCAGUUCGUGGCUACCUUGAGAGGCGAACUAGGCAGCUUGAAGGAGGAGCUCUUUUUCCUCAAGAAAAAUCACGACGAGGAGAUGGGCUCUGUGAAGGCCCGUAUGUCCAACGGACAGGUGAAUGUGGAGGUGGACGCGACCCAGGGUCCAGACCUUGGGUCCAUACUGUCUGAACUGAGGAUGCAGUAUGAGGGCAUCGCUCGCAAGAACAAGGAGGACUCAGAGACCUGGUACCUGAAGAAGCUGGAGUCAGUACAGUCCGAGGUGAAGGAAAGUGGAGAGGCACUGCGCUCUGCUAACAGUGAGCUCAUCGAGAGACGGCGCUUCCUACAGGCCCUGGAGGGGGAACUGGACAGUCUGCGCAAGCAGGUGGACGUGUUGGAGGGAAACCUGGGAGAGACCAGCCAUAAGUAUGCUCUGGAGAUGGACCGUUUACAGGCCACACUGUCUCUGCUGGAAGAGGAGCUAUCCCAGCUGCGUCUGGACAUGCAGCGCAAUAAAACCGACUACGAACAGCUGCUACGCAUCAAGCAGAACCUGGAGCUGGAGAUCGCCACCUACAGGCGGCUGCUGGAAGGAGAGGAAGGGAUCAAGGAAAUGCCUCCUAAAAAAGAGCCUGAGGUGAGGACCAGGAAGAUUGUCAAGGUGGUCACACAAACCAUGAUCGAUGGCAAGGUGGUGGAUGAAUCCAGCGAGGUGGAGCAUAUUGAGGAGAGGAAGAAAUGAGCUUAGUUAAUCUUCAUUCGCUUCAUCAUCAAACAUACACAAAGAGAGCCUUUGCUCACUAAAUUCUGGUUGGAAACACGUAUUUGGGAAAUGUCAGUUUUUUUUAACAUACUAACCGAACUGAAUAGGGACGAUGAGAGUCGACUAAGGAACCCACCGAACGUCAAUAUUUGGACAUGCGGUAACUGUAAACAGCUGUGAUUACGUAAAUAUUUGGGACACAUUUUCGGCAUCUUUUUUUUGGUGCAUUUUAAUUGUUUGGAAAUAUUGUGUGGUGAGUGUAGGCUUAUUGUGAAAUAGAAAGUGUGUGAGCAAAAGGCCAUUAAAUAUCCUCACUCCAGCAGAGCCUGCAGCCUACUGGUAAUGUUCCCAAAUUCGAUACAUAUAACUCCUUUAAUCUGCCCCCCACAUAUUUGUCUCCCCUCUGUCAUUUCACACUCUCUUAAGUGUCAAAAUACCCUAAAACAGAUCUUUAAAACAAAAGGGAUUCCUACGUUACAUCAAGCUGACCUUUUUAACUACUGUAUACUGUAUAUUCAUAGCCAAAACAUAAUUCUGCAUACAUUGCAUAUAAAGUGCCUAAAAAAAUGUAUAGAAAUGAAAAGGAACUCUGUUAGCAGUCGGCAUAAGAAGACGUUAAUUUCACCUAAGAUAUUAAAUAAAUGAUGUACUAUAUGUAUCUCAAUGUAUUUACAUCUGUCAUAGUGGGUUAACAUGGCUCCAUAAAUAACCUAUGGAAGAAAUAUCAGGAAUUAAUAAAGAAUGGCAAUGUCUGUG